Molecule: messenger RNA, 1709 nt
Organism: Cydia splendana
Lineage: Eukaryota; Metazoa; Arthropoda; Insecta; Lepidoptera; Tortricidae
Product: trypsin-7-like
Exons: 11
Coding region: 565-1665 (366 amino acids)
Biological process (GO): proteolysis
Molecular function (GO): serine-type endopeptidase activity
Source: RefSeq, a predicted model, not a curated record
UAAGUUUUCAAAGGAUACGCCGAGUGUAACGAAGCGUGAACCCUGGAGCGCGCAUAUAUAACGUCUGCCCACCACCAAACCAUAGUUCUGUUAUCAGUUCACAACCUUACAAACAUGAAGUGCGCGGUCGCUAUCGUUCUGGCCCUCUUCGGAGUGGCGACGGCUGUCCCCGUGGCUCCAUCCCUGGGCUGGGGUCUCGGCCCCGUCCUGCUUCCCAGCGCUGUGUCCUACAGCUCAAGCGUCAUCAAUCACGGCGUCUCCCUCCCUGUCGUGAAGCCCAUCAUUACCGCGCCCAUCAUAACCGCGCCCAUCAUCAGGACCCCCAUCAUCAGCGCGCCCAUCAUCCGCUCCCCUAUCGUUGCGCCCCUCGGCCUCUCCGGGCUUGGACUCGGCCUCGGUGGUCACGGCUGGCACUGAUAAGUGACGACAUCUCUCAAUAUUGAAACGAUAUUGCUUUCUUGAGCCUGUUACUGUAUAUAUUGGCAAAUAUAAUCUUGUUUUUAUUGCUUUGUUUUAUUGAGCGCAGUCAAGAUUGGAGUUGGAGCGUGGUGAGGAAGGUACAAAAUGGCGGUUCAAAUCAAGAUGGCGCUGAUGUUCUUGCUGGCGGCGCGCGCGCUCUGUGGCCACGACGAAGACAAUAUUGACGACGAUGACAUGGAUGCCCAAACGUUGUCCCGUCGUGCAUGGCAAUACGAGGGUAUUCCCGUUGAAGCGAUGGCGAGAAGAAGCGAGUCGAAGGAAAUUGAACCUUCCAGUGAGAGCAACUCACCACCAGCAACUCGAACGACGAUACUGGAGUUAUCAACCACCUCUACAAGCACAACCGAAAUGGCUUCGACAACAACCACAACAACAACAGAAGCCCCCAUAAUCCCCCCGCUGCACCCGCGCUACCGACGCAUCUACAACUCGGAUGAGACGGCCAGGAUAGAGGAAUACCCGUAUCUGGCCGCUGUUUUGAUGAACAACCAGCUGUGGUGUGGCGGAGCGAUUAUCAGCUCCGAUCUCGUGCUUACGGCGGCGCACUGUCUGCAACUCCAAUACAACAACCGCUUCUUCCGAGAGUACGUCAAGAUGCUGACCGUCCGCAUCGGCUCCAGCAACGCCACGGCCGGCGGCGAAGUCCUACGGGUCGACGAGAUCUUCUUCCAUCCGAACUACAAGCCAGAUAAUUUAGCCUUCAACUAUGCUGUCGUCAGAUUGCAUAAGAAUAUCACGUUCUCAGCGCUGAACGUGUCCAAGAUAGAGUAUUCGAAGAGGAAGGAUGUCACCAUUGAUAAGACGAUUACGUUCUUGGGAUGGGGAUCGGUGCUGGGAAUGGGCGACAAGGGUGGAGCAGUGCUGCUCCAGAAAGUAAAUCUUCCCAUCUACGACAAGGCAGAUUGUAUCGACGUUUACGGAAAGGAAUUGGUCUCGGUUAGCACCUUCUGCGCUGGCUUUAUCAGCAAGAUCAAGAAUGUUUGUAACCACGACGCCGGCGGCCCCGCCAUCAUGGACGGCGAGCUGAUCGGCAUCCUGUCGUUCUCGGCGAAGCGCUGCGACGAGGCCGACAAGCCUGCGGUGUUCGCGAGCACGGGCGCCGCCGCGGACUGGCUGGAUAGCAUUCCGAACAUUCGGCGAAAGAGCGACGAGCUCGUGCACGGCUGGAUGAACGACAUGCAAUGAAACAAUAAUAAAACAUAAACCAAUAUAUUUGCUCUAAUACUGUA